Penicillium subrubescens is the source of this 720-nucleotide messenger RNA. RefSeq names its product histidine phosphatase family protein. Lineage: Eukaryota; Fungi; Ascomycota; Eurotiomycetes; Eurotiales; Aspergillaceae. The coding region runs from base 1 to 720 and encodes 239 amino acids. The transcript has 4 exons. Gene Ontology annotation, molecular function: sedoheptulose-bisphosphatase activity. The record is from RefSeq and is a predicted model, not a curated record. Gene Ontology annotation, biological process: ribose phosphate biosynthetic process.
AUGGCACCCCGCUGCUUCAUAGUCCGCCACGGCGAAACCGAAUGGUCUCUAAACGGUCGACACACCGGUACAACAGACCUCCCACUAACCGCCAACGGAGAGAAACGCAUCAAAGCCACAGGCAAAGCUCUCGUCGGGAAUGACAGGCUAAUCGUGCCGAAGAAUCUAGUCCAUGUGUUCGUCUCCCCACGCGCCCGCGCCCAACGAACCCUCGAACUCCUCGAGAUUGGCUGCCGCGAGAGACUGCCCUGGAACGAGCAGCGGAAAGCCGAAGAUGAGGAGCCUAUUCGGACGGAGGCGAAGGUCCAGAUUACUGAGGCGAUUCGGGAGUGGGAUUAUGGGGAGUAUGAGGGGUUGACGAGUAAGCAGAUUCGGGCUAUGAGGGAGGAGAAGGGGUUGGGGCCUUGGAAUAUUUGGACGGAUGGGUGUCCUGGGGGAGAAUCACCCGAAGAUAUCGUCCGCCGCCUCGACGCCCUGAUCGCCGAGAUCAAGCAGAAAUACCACAGUCCCUGCUUCGAGAACCCCGACCAGCAGAAAGGGGAUGUCCUGGUUGUUGCGCACGGACACAUCCUCCGCGCAUUCGCCAUGCGCUGGACUGGCAAGCCAUUGAAUGAGACUUCGCUGAUUCUGGAAGCCGGUGGUGUGGGCACUUUGAGCUAUGAACAUCACAACAUCGAAGAAGCGGCGGUUAUCCUUGGAGGCCAGUUCGUUGUCGAAUAA